This is a messenger RNA of Oryzias melastigma (Indian medaka), 3152 nucleotides long. RefSeq lists its product as uncharacterized. The coding region runs from base 432 to 1142 and encodes 236 amino acids. Lineage: Eukaryota; Metazoa; Chordata; Actinopteri; Beloniformes; Adrianichthyidae. The record is from RefSeq and is a predicted model, not a curated record. The transcript has 8 exons.
GAACCGGCCCAUGGAGGCUCCGGUGUGCGCCCCCUAGUGGUGGCACACAUGCUGUUGCAGGUGAUCCACCAUCCAGAGACCAGAUCAGGUGUUAAUCCUCUCGGAGUUCUGCUGCUCAGAUGUCUGAGGUCCAUCACAGAGAGAAGGGUCUCUGAUCUCCACCUGAACCCCAGGAUCACGGCCAUCGGAGCAGAACCGGUGGCGGUUCCGCCCGUGGCGUCUGCCGUUCAGAGAUAAGGUGUUUGUCUGCUCCGCCCUGCAGGCGCUCUGUGUGUCUUUAAGCAGCUCGCUGGAGCAGAUCGCUGUUUGUUCAGUCUGUCAAUGAGUAAACGUGGAGCAGGAACAACCCCGGACCAGAACCAGAACUCUACACGCAGCUGACGGAAGCUGCUCACCUGCUGGAGGGAGGUCUCCCGCUUCCUCCCGUCUCCAUGGCGUCGCUGGAGUCGGUACUCAGUGCAUCCUCCCUCUCGUCGGGUCUCGUCCCGGCCUUUGUCCUGCUCCUCCUCCUCACCAUCUUCCUCACGGCUCUCUGCAGCGACUGCAACAGACGUUCUUUCGAGCUGAAGGAUCCAGAAUCAGCCAAAAGUCCCCCAGCGCUCAUCAGAGUGGUGAGACUCGAGGAGGUCCGAGAAAACCCCAUGAUCCAAGAGAUCCAGAAGGAUGAGAAAGAGUUUCAUCCUAAAGAGGAAACUCCGAGCAGUCCCUUCCACAUCCAGCAGGGGGAGCCAAAGACCGAUGAAGACUCACUUCCUGAGGAAACCCCAGUUUCCUUCAUUCCUUGGAGAAGCCACCUGGUGGCGCCAGAGAGUAAAGAUUUGAACGGCUCUGUUCCUUCAGACUCCGCCCACCUCUUUAACCCUCUGGAAUGGGGGCGGAGCAACAGCAACAAUGAACCCUCCCCUUCAGCCGGUGAUGGUCUUCCUCAGCCCCAUGGUGACGGCGCGCCUCGAUCUGCUGUCACGCUGCACUUCAGCGGUCCAGACAGGAACUCUGUCUAUGCCCGGGUCAGCAAGAAGCUCCGCCUCACAGACUCACCUGUUCACAGCUCUGAGGUAAAGCAGGAGGAGCAGGAGGAGGCGGGGGGGCAGGAGGAGGAGGCGCCUCCACUGCCUGAUAGGAAGCUGGAGAUGGAUGAAUGAUGAAAAACAAACAUGGAGGGGGAAGAUGAAGAAUUCUGACAGAAACAGGUGGUGAGGAAGAGGAGGACACAAGAAGAGCAGGAAACAGACCUUCACAAUAAGAGCUUCUCUGAUGAAGUUUUGAUUCAAGUCAAUGAAGGGAUCAUGAAGUGUGACGGACGACGUGCACAUCAGGAGGAGCAACAACAAGUGAAACUCACAAACGCUCCGGUCUGCAGAGAGACUGAUGAUGAUGAUGAUGAAGAAACGAGAACCUUGGGAGAACAACAACAAGAACAAGAACAAAACUCAAUGGAAAGAUAAAAACUUUAAUGGGGAGAAAAGUGACAUGACUUCUCCCACUGCUGUGUAACUCCUCCCACUGCUAUGUAACCCCUCCCACUGCUGUAUGAUUCCUCCCACUGCCACAUGACACCUCCCACUGCUUUGUAACUCCUCCCACUGCUUUGUAACUCCUCCCACUGCUGAGUAACUCCUCCCACAUCUUAAAAUCCAACUCCAUCUAUACUUUUUCUCUUGUAAAAUCGUUCCAAAUGGUCUCUUAAUUAUGACUCUGCAGUUUUUAGUCAAAAUCCAAAAGCCUGUUUCAUUUUUUAAGACAUAUUUCCUGCAGCUCAUUAGAAAUACGAUUCUAGGUUGUGGGCGGGGCUGUUGGGGUGGAAGUUAGCUCUGCUGAUAUCCCAUCAGCCUUUGUUUACACUCUGUUUACCGUUUCUCACAAGCCCAUGCUAGCAUUAGCCUAGCAAAACAACGGUGUGGAACACUGGAGUUAUCCAGCCGGACAGUUUGAGUCAGACUCCAGCUCAGACGAGGAGGACGAAGGCACUAAUAGAUCUGUUUGUCUGCAAGUGGAUCCUUCCGGACUGGAGCGGAACAGGGAGACUUUGGACAGUUCAGUACCGGCGUCAUUCGUCCGGUUCUCAUCUGCUUCUAAUUGAAUUAAGAAAUUCUAAGAAAUGCAGUUUUAGUUGUAAAUUCUUUUAUAUAGAUCCUCUAUUAGGAGGGAAAAGCUACAAGAAGAUGUUAAAAACACAAAACAUUAUUUGUCUUUAGAGUGCACAUAAUUCACUACUUCUGAUUGUUUUUGCUUUGUCAUCCUUUCACUUUAAACUAUGAUACAUUUUGGAAGAACGUUAACAUCUUUUUGCCGUGUCUGUGUGUGUGUGUGUAUAAAAUACAGUAACUGAGCUGAAUGCUGGAAGUUUCCUCAGACUCGGUUCCGGUCCAGAGACUAAAUGCAGCAGUUCUUCUCUCAGCCAACAGCUGCAGGACUUGACUCGUCCGUCUGAGUUACAGAAGGACGAGUUUGAAGAACCGCUUUGAUUUUCUGGAGCAGAACUUUAGGAGAGAAUCUGUGUCAAAGGUGAAGAUCACAGAAGCUCUGCGGCUGGGAGACGCUGCGUUCAGGGACCUCAGCAGCAGCCGAUUCUGCAGAGUGACAUCAUCACAGCACUCCUCCACCGGGUCGGGUCCAGACACAGACAGCAGCUGGUCCUGAUCCUGGGGGAAGGUCGGGUCCAAAAACAGGAUUUUAGAAUCUUUUUGAGGAAGUCAGUGGAUCAGAUGAUCACGCCGGAUCAGCUGUUUUACAUGAAUAAAUGUCAGUCCGGUUCUCUCACUGGAACUGCUGCUCUGGUUCUGUCUGAAACCAGGAAGAGGAACCGCGUCGGUCCAAUCCUCAGAACUUUACGCUUCCUGUGUCUCAGAGAGCAGUGCUUCUGUUCUAGUCUCUACAUGGUCCACAUUCUGAUAUGAUGGUCCAACAGGAACCAGCUGGACCCUGAAGCUCAGCACCAGAACAACUGGAGCCCAGAGGGAAAACCGAACAGGGAAGCCUCGGGUUCUGCAGGUCCAGAUCAGUGUGACGCCGUAUUCGGGUUUUGAAGGGAUUUGAAGGAUAAUUUAUGAUUGGACAGUUUUGUUUUUUUUUAAUUUACAUUUUUUAAAUAAAGAACUUGUAAUUACUUUAUGCAGAAAUUCUGCUGUAAAAAUAAAUCUUUAUAAAUUGUG